GGCCUUUUCAUUGGGCUUAUUUAGCAUUGGUCACACACAACCCUUAACCAUGAACAGUGUGGCAGCUGCUCUCCUUGUGUGGACUCUGACUUCUCCCAGCAGCAGCAGCAGCGGCCAUGGCAGAGGGGAUGCUUGGCCCACACACCGAGCCUGCAGCAGUGGGGGCUUGGAAGUAUUCUACCAGAGUUGCGAUCCCUUACAGGAUUUUGGCCUUUCCAUUGACCAGUGUGCCAGGCACAUCCAACCAUUCCUCAACAUUAGAUUUGGCAUCAUUCUGAGAGAGGACAUCAGCAAGCUGUUUCUGGACAUAGCUCUUGUCUCAGGAGGCUCCUCUUUUCUGAACUUCUCCUAUCCCAUCUGUGAGGAGGAUCUGCCCAAGUUCUCUUUCUGCGGAAGAAGAAAAGGAGAACAGAUAUACUAUGCUGGCCCUGUCAAUAAUCUUGGAUUCGAUGUUCCACAGGGAGAAUACAGGGCUUUGCUGAAGCUGUAUAAUGAAAACCAUGCUGUGGUGGCUUGUGCCAAUGCUACCGUCAUCUGCUCCUGACCACGACCUGCCAGAAAAUACACAGCAAGCUCAGCCUUGGGGAACCCCGAGGUCCCCAGACUCGGUGGUCUGUAAUAAGGGACACUGAUGACCAAGAGAGGCUCCGCAAAGAAAUUCUGCAGGGGUCUCUCUAACCUAGACCCAGAUGCUGCCAGACCCCACAGAUGAAAUAAAGCCUUCAGAAUGAUCUGGUUUUGAUCCGAGGGCCCUAAGUAGACUCGGGGCCCCAGCUGUAAUGGUUCUCCUUAUGUAAUUACAGCUCAUCAAACUUACCUCCUUGUCUGUUCCUUAGAAAGAUUUUCUCACAGUUG
Messenger RNA from Chionomys nivalis (European snow vole), 855 nucleotides. It is a transcript of the gene Ly86, whose product is annotated as lymphocyte antigen 86. NCBI's taxonomy places the organism in Eukaryota, Metazoa, Chordata, Mammalia, Rodentia, Cricetidae. The record is from RefSeq and is a predicted model, not a curated record. The transcript is spliced from 5 exons. The coding region runs from base 50 to 544 and encodes 164 amino acids. Gene Ontology annotation, biological process: positive regulation of lipopolysaccharide-mediated signaling pathway; innate immune response.